AUGCUUGAGCUCCUGGACGCUGUUGCAGAUCGAGCCAAUUUCACCUGGCGUAACUCCUUUGCAGUCACAGAGGUCCCCAAGAGCUACAACAUGACAUGGACUGAGCUGCUGCUCUGGAGCAUUGAAAACUAUGACAUAUCGAUUCAUGCAUGGGAUCAUACUGCAGAAAGGAUGGCACAAGGAGUCACAUACACAGAGCCAUGGCAUGAUUCCAGCUUAGUUUUGGUUGACCGGAGGAGAUCCAUCAAGGAUGCUGGUAUUGAUCCACUGAAUUGGACAAAGCCAUUUGAACCAGCAGUUUGGGGUAUGAUUCUUUUAACUAUUCUAUUGUCUGCACUUGCCUAUCAGCAAAUCGAAUAUCUCAGUGGAGAAAGAGGAGAACGAUCACUCUGCCAAUGGUUCUCUGACAACCUCUACCUCAGUGCCAUCAACUUCUCCCAGAACUUCGAGUAUGCCCCUAAUACUUUUGCAGGCAGGAUAUUUGGAGUCAGCAUGACACUUUGGGCUUUGGUCAUCACAGCUACUUACACUGCAAAUCUGGCAUCACUGUUUGUCGAAUCGAAGGUAGAGCCCAUUUUGGUGGAUUCUAUGGAACAAGCAGUGGUCUAUGGAUACCCUGUCUGCACAAAAGACAACACCAAUGCAGACUUCUUCAUCCGACAGACCUUUCCAAAAGUCCACCGUGUCCCUAGGAUGGACUACAAGGCAUGCAUCCAAUCAGUGAGCAAUGGUGAAUGUGCAUUGGGUCUGAUUCCCCUUGACUCAUGGCUAACUUACAAGGUAAAUGAUGACUAUAAUCCAAACUGUGAUUUGGAUUGGGUCGGUGAUAUGGUGAAAGAAAUCAAGGCAGGAUUUGCUGUCACUGCUGAUGCAGGCCACAAAUGCAGCAGUUUGGUGCGCAAUGUUGUCAAUGUACAUCUCAAGGCUUUGGUAGACGAUGGACUCUUGGAAGAGCUUUGGCAAAAGUACAGAGAUUUGGCUGAUGAUGGCACUUGUGCCUAUAAUGAUGAUGACAAUGGACAAGCUAAUUCAAACCGGCGGCUUCAGUCCCAAAGGACCCUCCAGGCAAUGGCCCAAAGUGGUCGCAGUGUGCCGUCUACGCAUAGAAUGAUGAGGGGUGGGGGAAAGCCGUCAGGAGGAGGAACAGAUGGUGUUGACUCUGAUACAUUGACUCUUGAGCAGAUGGCUGGGACUUUCUUUCUGCACUGGGUAGCCAUGGUGGUGGCCAUUGUGGUGAGUUACAUCCGAUCAUACUUUCCAAAGCUACAUUGCUGUGACCAGAAAGGGCAUGUAGCGGAGAAGGUUACCAACAGGACAAAUGGACCCAUAAUUGGAUCUCCGCCACCAGUCAAUACUUACGUAGUUCGCAACAUCAAGGAGCAAGCAUUGGAUAUCAGUCAUGAAUCAGGAACUCACAACAGGCUGGAAAGCGAAUCCUGCUAUGAUGUUGCACAUGCAGAAAUCGUUGCUGAAAUGAAUGCAAUGCGAAGAGCUCUAGAUGUGCAAACAAAAGUGAUGCAGCAGUUUUUGGAGGCACCUCACAAGGAGCAGUUUGUCUGA
Molecule: messenger RNA, 1560 nt
Organism: Seminavis robusta
Lineage: Eukaryota; Bacillariophyta; Bacillariophyceae; Naviculales; Naviculaceae
Source: the annotation of a GenBank genome assembly